Molecule: messenger RNA, 1434 nt
Organism: Aspergillus mulundensis
Lineage: Eukaryota; Fungi; Ascomycota; Eurotiomycetes; Eurotiales; Aspergillaceae
Exons: 5
Coding region: 1-1434 (477 amino acids)
Source: RefSeq, a predicted model, not a curated record
AUGGAGAAACCGCAGGCAACGGGAAGCAGCAAUGGCCCUACUACAUUCGAACGAGCAUUCUCGGCCCACCUUGCGUCCUUGCCGGACAAGAAAAACACGAAAAGAAUGAUAUUCGACGGCAUGAUGGCAUCCGGUCCGAUCAACGCCGAAGAAAUGCAGAAGUUCGUUGUGGCAACAGAGGAAAGGAUUGCAAAAAAGACGCCCAUGCGCAUCUUCAAUCGGAUAGUGAAGCCGAUGGUGGUCGCUAUGAAAGAGUACUAUGGCAUACUAGACACGAUGUGUCAGGCGAACCCGUCUCCGGCAGCUCUUGUUUGGGGUUCGCUGAAGAUCAUUGUCGAUUGUGCAGAUCGUUUUUCCAACCUGUUCGAAAUGAUUAAACAGCAGCUUCAAGAUUUGACGUUCCAUCUUGAGCGUAUCAACUACUUUGAUGAGCUCUAUAAGGACACCUCCAUGCAGAGCCUGCUCUGCCGGUCAUAUAUAAAUGUCCUCCGAUUCUGGGCCAGGGUACGGAAGGAGUGCGAACGGAACAUGCUCAACAUGUUCUUGAAAUCCGCUGGUCCGUUCAGCACAAAGAAAUUAGACUCUAUAGUGUCUGACCUGAAGAAGGACUCUGAAGAGAUCAGAGACCGGGCGGAUAUGCUUGAAAAAGGUCGAGCGCAGAUGGAGCGGAAUGCAAACGCCCACCACCUUCAUCUUUUCGACCGCGUGAAGCAGUGGCUGAGCGUCCGAAGUAUCUUCCAAGACAUCCUCGAAGCGAACCACCGCCGCCACAGCACUAAUAAAGCAAGCCAUGUAACCGGGACUUCAGAGUGGCUCUUCCAAACUUCCGAGUUUCUAGAGUGGUCUGGAAAAGGUCCUCAGUCCCCAAUCAUCUGGAUGAGUGGAGAUCCUGGCACGGGCAAGUCAAUUCUUUGCUCGCGAGUCAUCCAACACAUACAGGAUACAGAUCCGGCCGCUGCGAUCGCCUUCCACUUUUUCAGGUUCGACCAAGAAUGCUCUACGAUUGACUUAUUGCGAGUCAUGGCAGGCCAAUUGCUGGAGAGCCUCAGACAAUCCACCAAGGACGUACCAGACUCGAUGUUGUCUCUUACAGAAACCCUAGGCGCUUCCGUUCAAAAUGUGAUGGACAUGAUGAGAGCACUUACGUCUUCUCCAUCUCUUCCUAGAACAUUCCUAUUUAUUGAUGGGCUAGACGAAGAGCUCUCAGAACGACGGUGGAUAACAGCCCGAGAGACCCUGCUAUCGCUCAUCGCACUUGUCACAACGCAUCCUGGAAACUCCGUGAGACUAUGGCUGUCUAGUCAAGCACAUAACACGAUUCUGAAAACUAUGGAGGGGUAUCCGAGGAUCCAUCUAGUUGAUCAGAACGAAAGCGACAUUCGGCUCCUCUUCGAAAAAGGCAUGCGAGAAUUGGAGCAAGAAUUAGAUGACUAG